AUGGCCACGUUAGCCUGUCAGAAUGCCGCUGCAUUGUACCGCACCGAAUCCACCUUGUAUCGAAAUCGCGCCAUUCACGAUGGACGGGCAUUGGAAUUGCUGAAACGAGUGUCCCAUCGAAAGGAGGAAGAUUGGCAUCGCGUCUACGUCGUACCCGUCCAAGACGAAGUUCAACGAUUGGAACAACUCGCUCAGGUUUCCAAAGAAACGGCCAAACAAAAAGAGGACCACUUUGUGACCUUGCGAAAUCAAACCCACGCUUCGAUUGCCAUUAUUAUGAACGAAAUUGCCAAACAAUACAAUCACGAGUUUCAAAAAGCACUGUCCGCCACGACCACCACAGCGGAUGGAUCUUGCACAACAACAGGACUGGAAUGUCUGCAACAAACGGAAUCUCUCAUGAAAGAACUCCACACCAAAUCCAAAUCCUUUCCGCAACUGCGUCAACCCGUACCCUCUCACAAUAACAACAACAACAAUACACAGUCUCUGGAAUACCUGGACUGGCUGCGAACGGAAUCCUCCAAACAACUGUUGGAAGAUCCCUCCACAUCUCCGUUUUAUCGUCUGUUGCAUUCCAUCCAACGGCAUUCAUCACUCAGCACUACUACUACCGACAAUAAUACCAUUCAAAUUGAAGUGGCUCCGCUCAAGAGCUACGCCCGCAUUGUGCAAAAGUCACAGGACAAGUACAAAGGCGACUUUUCACAAGUCACGGAUUAUGUGCGUGGCAUGGUCGUCUUUUCCAAUUUGAUGGAACUCCACCGUGGCCUGCAAGCCAUAAUGGCGAAUGACGAUACGAAUGAUGAUGAACAUGCAAAGGACGACGACAGUACUACCAGUAGUGGGUUCAUUGUGGAAUUGCAAUUCCAUUUGGCGUCCUUUUUACGAAUCAAAAACACAAAGGGUCAUGUCAGUUACGAAGCUGCCAGGAGUGUCCACAUGUUCAACCCAGCCUCUACGUCUCGAAUAUUUUGCUGGCAAGAUGAUGAUGAGGAUGAUGAUGACGACGAAGAAGUGGAGCUUGCAAAGUUGUUGCAAGAGAUUGCAACUGGUGUCACCACUCGGUUGACGUUGGAUUACAGCACGGCCUUGUGGAAACCGGAAAAUCAAAAGCGACUAGCGGAUGCCUUUGCCGAUAGGCGAUGCUCGUUGCUCUGCAUAUCCUUACGGUCCUGUCGUUGUGGCGACGAUUUCAUUGACAUGUGUUUGAACCAAGAGCGGCGCCCGCAUGUUUGGGAGGAACAAGAGACGGAAAUAGUCUACCAUACAGUUCGGUUGGGAUCCAUUCUCCACGAAGGAACCGCCGGCCGCAUUUCUCAAAAGGGUGUCAAGUUGCUUCUGUCGCAUGGCAACACAUCCCUGAGGGUUUUGGAUCUCGAAGGGUGCUUGGAUUUGGACUGGUACGAAAAUUGCGGAGAUGAGGUCGUUAGCACAAUUGAAGCACACAUUGCGACUUGCCUCGAACAGGGAAAGGCGCCACUCCCACAACUGCAGGAGUUGAAUUUAAAGUCCACGGGCUUGACACCCAGUGGUGCCAAGAGGAUAGCGGACAUGCAGGAACGGGGACAAUUGCCUCAGCUCCAAACGAUUCUAAUGGAUGAGGACCUGACAAAACCGCCACGCCGCGUUGGACCAAAGUAG
Seminavis robusta is the source of this 1644-nucleotide messenger RNA. The record is from the annotation of a GenBank genome assembly. NCBI's taxonomy places the organism in Eukaryota, Bacillariophyta, Bacillariophyceae, Naviculales, Naviculaceae.